ACCAGUGAGAAUUAAAGGUAAUGCACGACACAAUACACCUCAUGGAAAAUUCCCCGUCACAUUACCGACGCCCUGUGUCAGCACCUUGGAGGCUGGGCGGCGGUGGGCGCGGGCAGCCGGGGAAAGGAAGAUCGCCGGCGACUGGGAAGUGCGGUUGUGUGUCAAGUGUGUGUGCCUGUGAACUGUGCUGCGGGAACUUAGUGACUCUGUGUACUCAGUAAUGAUGGGCGAACCGAGUACUUUCUGCAAACCGAGUAUUUCGGUAUUGAUUACACUGUGAAACCGAGUCCUCCAUGGGUCAUGUCGUCAUUGUGAUGGCUGUUUGUUAUUUUUCCACGUGGAUUGAGGCUCGCCCUUUAAAAUUGAAGGAAGCUGUAGAAGUGUCUCGGUUCCUGUACAUUAUCUGUCGUCAUGGAUGUGUUGCCAUACAGAUCAAUGACCAGAGAGUUUGUGAACUCAGCCUCAGCAGACCUUCACAAGCUCACAGGAACAACGCAAAAAAUCACAUCUGCAUAUCAAAUCUACAGUCCAGGCCUCCACAAAAUUUUCACCAUUCAAGAUGCUAUUUGGCUGAGAACCUGUUCUUUUCAUCAAUGUGGACCAUGAGUUCGCAGACUGCACCUCCAAUCCUGACGAUCCUGAGUUUGAGAAGACUGACUUCCAUGCUACACUCUCAAAGCUCGAGAUAUUACAGAAUGUUGUCUUCAAGAAAACUGAUGCCAACAUCAAACACGCUCAGGCAAACCGCAAGCUGAUUUUGCAGAGAGGACACAAACAAAGGAAUUUCAAUGUGGGCGACAAGGUGCUGCAUUACAACCUCCGCAGAGCCGAAAGAAAAGGAGGCAAGCAAACCGAUCCAUGGGAUGGUCCCUACAAGGUGGUUCAAGUUUGCGAGAAAGGGGUUAUACUGUCUCAUUAAUGAUUCCAUCAAAGUCACCCUCAAGACAAAAGAGAAAGGAUGCAACCUGAAGCCAUUCUUUGAAUGCAAUCCUAUAGCUUUACUACCGACUCCCUCAGUCACGUCAUCGCCGCCAUCUCCAAGUGUCCAAAUUGUUGGGGUUCAGCAAAAAGGAGAUUACUUUAUAAGUUUUCUCUAUUGACUGUUGCAACACAGUGAGCAAUAUGCAACAACUCUGGUGUUCAAGAAAAAAUCAGGUCCAUCCAGAAAAAAAUAAAAAUAAUAAUAAAUUAAUUAAUUAAUUAAAAAACACUAGUGAACCUCUUGCUGUUAGAGAAAUUGAAGAUGACAGAAAUUGUCUUUUUUGUGCAUUGUCGUACACCAUCACAGGAGAAGAGGACCACCACGACAUAGUCAGAAGCUUGAUAUGUGAUUUCAUUGCCAGCACUGAAAACAUCAUAGUUGACUCAGUGCGUCAGAAUAAAGUGUGGAGAACAACAACUGAGAUAUUCGCAGCAGCCAACAUGUUUCAUGUGAAUGAUUGUGUAUGGGCAAAGUUUGGUUCUAUGUACACAUGGCAUAUACAUAGGGCAAAAUGCAGAGAAGUAGUAAAUGAGUCAGUGUACCUUGACAAUAAAUCAGGCAACCAUUUUAACAUAGUUCUUAGUGUGUAAUGUGCACAUGAUGAGUGAUAAGCUUCUGGAUGGGAAAAAACAUGAAUAAAUCUUUUUCAUCUAAUAAUAGGAGUCAUUUCAAUUUGAUGGGGAUUCAUCCAAAACCAGUUUCAGAUGACUGAGGAGUGCUGUCUAACUAGAUUUAACUGACUGGGGAGUGCUUUAAAACUAGUUUCAAGAGACUCUGGG
Portunus trituberculatus (swimming crab) is the source of this 1761-nucleotide messenger RNA. RefSeq lists its product as uncharacterized. The record is from RefSeq and is a predicted model, not a curated record. The transcript has 4 exons. Lineage: Eukaryota; Metazoa; Arthropoda; Malacostraca; Decapoda; Portunidae. Gene Ontology annotation, molecular function: nucleic acid binding. The coding region runs from base 294 to 755 and encodes 153 amino acids.